ACGUGGUUUGCUCAUUACGUUUGCUCCGUUGCUUGUGUCGAGUUGCUUCGUGUGGCUGGUGUUUGAUGCGGAAAGCAUAAGGAGCUCUGGUUCUUUCUUCCGAUGGUUCCAAGGCAUUUCACGCAUCGAUCUUAGAGUCGUCUGGUGUAUGAGUGUCAGGCGGUCUCUAGAUGAACCAGUGCAAAAGGAGGAGGUAUGUCAGCAAAAGUGAGUGAGUGAGCAGGACGACAAUAGUGUUUACGCACAUCUUCUAGGCGAUUGGAUACGUCAAAGUGAAAACGAAGGAAAGCACCAUCAGUUGUAGAGGUGUUGGUGUGGUGUGAUGCAGUGUGAAGCAGCAGCCGUCAGCAGCAAGCAAAGCAUUAGAUAGAUUGCAAUCUCGAACCCAGUCGAGUUGUCGCUUGUCUUCAUCACCCAGCCAAGUGGAGACCAAACGUAGCAUUGCAUCGCAUUCCACAACGCAACGCUAUCACCUACAACGGGGUACCCAAACCAGCAGUGAGAUUAGUCGCAGUAGGCUAACCAACCCCGGAACUGUUCAGUUCGUGUUUCCAUCAAUAUUUUUCCUUUUUGAUUUAAUGGUGCCCUCAAUAGACAAUCAAAAUUGAUUGCGUUCAGAACACGAGAGGCGGCGGCUCUUCGGGAAGGUCCUCCUCGUCGGACGAAGACCUCAAUGAACGUCCACCGGCGAGAAAACGCGCUCGCAAGACUGAUCCUGACCCGCCGGCGGAAGCAGCAGCAUCGGAUCUCCUCCAUAGCUUGCCACCGUCCUCGGUCAUCGUCGUCGUUGUGGUAGAGCAGGGGGAGGAACAGCAGCAGUCGGAAGGGGAGCGCGCAGCGGAGGGAAGUAUCGAAGUGGCCGCACCCAGGCAAGAGCAACACCAGGAGGAACAGCUCUUGGCAGCGGUACGCUACGCGGAAGCACCUAGCGAGCAAGUCAGGUCGGCAGCAGAGGUGGAGAGGGAACGGGACGGCGGUGACAGUCGUCCUGCUGCUGCUACCACCGCCGCUGGUCGUCGAAGGUCACGUAUCGGCAGUACAAUCGCUGCUGCAGAAGGUAGUGGAGCUGUAGGUGGUGGUGGUGGUGGUGGUGGCAGAGCUGGUGAAGCCGCAGAAGAUACCUCGACAACAGUAGGCGUUGCAGUGGAGGGGAUUAAUCGAGGCUUCUGCAGCAACAAGAGACGAAGUUCACGGGGAAGAUCGCAGUGCACCGGUAGCGGAGCAAACAGAAGCAUUGAUCGCCACGGGGAAGGUCGGCUGCGUUCCGCCGGGCGCCAGGAAAAUCAAUACCCAAACGCCUCCCAUUCCCGAUCCGUUCGUUUCGUAGAGACGCACGAGUCCAGCAUUGGGCGCAAAGACUUUGAUAACGAAGAUAUUUCCGAGGAGAGCGAGGGGGAAGAGCCGAACGUCGACGAGGGUCAGGAGAACGCCGCCGUGCAACAACAGAGCGAAGAGUCUACGACGAGCCCCCAAUCGAAACGACGAAAGAUGUUAAACGACAACAACAAUCGCAACGGCACCGGUUCCCUGGCAGAUGCGGCCGCAGCCCCGUCUUCGAUGGACGAGUCAACGAACUGUGAUCUGAACGGUCACAACAGUGUGGCCAACAGUAGCAGCAACAGUAGUAACAACACGACCACCGUUAACAAUAGUAGCAACGCUGCCGCCGAAGCCGAUGGCAAUGGUGUGCCAACCAACAAUGGACUGAUAGCACGAAACGGGAGCGAUGCUGGUGCUGGUGGGGCCAAUUCCUCUUCCUCCUCCGGUGGCUCAGCGGGUCACUCGCAGCAGCGGGCUACGGUGGUGAAGCUCGAUCGCACUAACCAGGAUAUCGUACGGCUGAUCGGCCAGCACUUGAAGGACAUCGGUCUGGAGCGGAGUGCCGAAAUGUUGAUGCAAGAAUCGGGCUGCUGUUUGGAGCACCGUGCCGCGACUAAGUUCCGAUCGCACGUCCUGUCGGGCGAUUGGACGAAAGCGGACCACGAUCUGCAGGAGCUGCAGUCCAUGGUGGAUAGCAAAACGGACCGUACCAGCCUGAACGAGAUGAAGUUUCUGCUGCUCGAGCAAAAAUAUCUCGAGUUCCUGGAAGAGGGCCGCCCGAUCGACGCCCUACACGUGCUGCGUAACGAACUGACGCCGUUGCAGCACAAAACUCCACGAGUUCACCAGCUGUCCUCGUAUAUGAUGUGCACGAACAAUCAGGAACUGUAUCAGCGGGCCGGCUGGGAAGGUCGAGGCGUUAAGUCGCGCACCCGAUUGAUGGAUCGAUUGCAGUCUUACCUUCCGGCAACGGUGAUGCUGCCGCCGCGUCGACUCCGGUCGCUCCUGGCCCAGGCGGUGGAGAUGCAGAAUGAGCGCUGCCAGUGCCACGAUAUGGCCUGGAGUACUAGCCUUGAGAACGUGUCACUGCUGGUCGAUCAUAACUGCGGGGCGGACGGGUUUCCGCUGCAGGCACUGCAGGUGCUGAACGAUCACUCGGAUGAGGUGUGGUUCUGUAAAUUUUCCCCGGACGGAAUGCGGCUGGCGACUGGUUCGAAGGACAAUACCGUAAUCGUGUGGGAAGUAGAUCCGGUGAAGUUGUUGCUGCGAAAUAAGCGUUCUUUUGAGGGUCACACGUACGGCGUAUCGUACAUUGCCUGGAGCCCGGACUCGAAACACUUCAUUGCGUGCGGUCCAGACGAUUGUCCCGAUCUGUGGAUCUGGGAUGUGGAGCAGGAGAAGCUGAUCACGAAGUUUUCUCAUUCCACCGACGACAGCUUGACGUGUGCGGCGUUCAACCGUGACGGGACUCGGUUCGUGACCGGCGGUACCCGUGGUCAAUUCUAUAUGGUCGAUCUCGACGGCAGCUUGCACGACAACUGGGAGGGUGUUCGUGUCAACGGGUUGGCCUUUCUGUCCGACAACAAAACGGUGCUGGCCGCCGACACUCACUACCGGAUACGGGGCUACAGCUUUGACAAUCCGCGCACCGACUACGGGAUCGUGCAAGAGCAGUGUCCGAUCAUGACAUUCUCCGUCAACGGAGCGGACCGGUUGGCGUUGCUCAACAUAUCGUCCCAGGGGCUGCACCUGUGGGACUUGCAGGACAAGUGCCUGGUGCGGAGAUUCCAGGGCGUCACACAGGGCAAUUACACAAUCUACUCUUGCUUCGGCGGAGUAAAUGAAAGCUUCGUGGCCAGCGGUAGUGAAGACAACAAGGUCUACAUUUGGCACAUCCGGCGCGAGGAACCACUAGCCACGCUCAUUGGGCACACUCGCACGGUCAACUGUGUCAGCUGGAAUCCGGUGUAUCCGUCGCUUUUGGCUUCGGCCUCCGACGACGGAACGGUUCGUAUCUGGGGACCACAGCAACCGCACACACAGUGGAACUCGAAUGGUGCUGUCAUUCACCAACAGCCGACCACGGCCGGUGGUGGCGGUGGAGGAUUAGUUUGCGCUAACGGCAACGGUGGUGGAGCCGUUGGCGCUGCGGCUAGCGAUAGUGCCUCGAUAAGUUCGACCGGUUCGGCUACCUCGUCGUCAUCAUCGGCGUCAUCUUCAUCCGGCGGGGGUGGUACUGGCGGCGGUGGCGUGGCUGGAGUUUCCGGUGCACCGGGUGGUGGAGGAGCCGGUGGAAGUAUUGAAGUACUAUCAACCUCAUCUUGGAAUAUCACAUAAUGUUAAGCUUCGAGAAACGUUCGACUACUCCAAGGAAAUUGAAAAACGCUCGCGUGAGUGUUCUGAUCUUCAAAUGGGGGAAAGCUGAAAGGUACGCAGGUACGAGAAAUCGGCAGAGUUCUAGGAGGUAGCUAAGCGCUGUACCACCAGAUUAUGGGCUAAGAUGUAUUUAAGAAUAGAACAAAUAAAUAUAAAAAUGUUUUAUUACAUUGCCUCUGUUAUUACGCACGAAUCCGACUAGCGGCAGAGAAGGAUUUUUAUUUCACUUUCAGUGAGCUGGCUGAAGAGCACUUUAAGCACAGUCUCUCAGAUUUUAAUGCUUUCUUCCUACCUUUCAUAUUGAUUCAAUUUUGCCCCGUUAAGACGACAUUUGUUUGGAAUACUUUGUAGAUAUUCAACCAAUCAACUAUCGCCUCAACGAAGAGGAGAAGAAAUCGAACAGAACCGACACCUGGAUGAGAAAAUGACAACCGAGGAAGAAGUAUGUAGACACACCAAGGAAUGAACAAUAAAACUUGAGCAAGCGAAAGGGGCAGGGAAAGUAAAAGAAAACACACAGACACACAAUUUAGCGAUUUAUGGUAGUUUUAAUAUUUGAACUUGAUAGCAGAAGCAGAGCCCUUAAUUAUUAGAUUCGUAUUAAAGCGUUACACUAAGGCAUUAGUGAGAUAACACGGGAUGGAUGGUGUUGGAAGAACGAUUGUUGGAAUUCGACUGUUCCACUUGCGCAGAGCAAAAACGAUGAAACCUUCCAGCACAGUUCCCUAAGAAGUGAAGAAAACAAUUGUAGCAAGUGGAUAAAAACAAGCCGUAAUCGACAGAGAAACAACAUAGCGACAUCUGUACAGCGUCUUCAACUAGCAAGCAAGAAGGGAUUUGGUGGAAGGCUAUUGCAUAUAGUAGAACGGAAUUCGUUGAUGAUCUGCAGCAAAACGAGCGAGCGCUGAAGCUACGGUGAAUAACAAAACGAUUAUUAAACUUUCGUAGUCGAUAAGGAUCGAACGAAACGGUGCUCUACCCAAACAUGUGUAGAGAAACUGUUGGCAAAGAAGAACAAUGGCAAAUAAAUAUUAAAACCACAC
This is a messenger RNA of Anopheles cruzii, 4739 nucleotides long. RefSeq names its product WD repeat-containing protein 26 homolog. Bases 1489 to 3657 code for a protein of 722 amino acids. Gene Ontology annotation, biological process: proteasome-mediated ubiquitin-dependent protein catabolic process. The record is from RefSeq and is a predicted model, not a curated record. Gene Ontology annotation, molecular function: protein binding. Gene Ontology annotation, cellular component: GID complex. Lineage: Eukaryota; Metazoa; Arthropoda; Insecta; Diptera; Culicidae. The transcript is spliced from 5 exons.